GGUGGGAGGAGUCGGUGGAUGGGAGGGAUGUCCCGGCAUGCAGUGCGGAUGGUGGAGCGGAUAUCCGGUGUGAUGAUCUCCCCCGUGUGGUGUGAGGUGAGAAGAAGGAUGGCAGAUUGUGUCUUCCCCUGAUCUUCCUGAGCAACAUGGAGGACAACUUCCUCUUCCUCAACUCUCUGGGUCGGUACUCUGGUGCUUCUCAGAAUGCAGUGAAGCUUCCGUCGAAGGCUGGACGGGGUGCACAGAGGAAGUCUCAGCGGGAGAAGUCGGUGAAGAAAAAGCGAGGCGGGCCCUCGUACACCCCCGAUGUUUCCGAAUCAUCUUACCUGAAUAUCGUUGUGAAGAAUGAGCCGGAGGAAGAUUCCUGGGACUUGGAGCUGAAUGCUGACACUGACUUUCUUCCAGAUGAUUCCAGCCAAUCGCAACAAGGGGCAGAGCGUCAGCGGAACAUCCGGUUUUCAGACGAGGAGAACGACGUCCUGAUAAAGAGUGUUAUGCCGCACUACGAGAAGCUGUUCGGCAGAUUGGCGGCCCGGCAUUCAACGGUAGCGAAGAACGCCUUGUGGAGAGAGAUCACCUCUGCGGUGAACGCGGUGUCCGCCUGCCCGCGAUCCGUGCAGAACUGUAAGAAAAGAUUUGCCGAUAUUAAGCGCAAAGUGAAGGAGAAGCUGAACAGAAUCGACAAGCACCGCAGAACGUCCGGAGGUGCCUCCCGGCUCCAUAUCUCUUUCUGGCCGUAUGAGCGUGUGAUGGAGAAAAUAAUCGCCACUGAUGUCGCCCCCGGGGUACCUGGCACCACUGACUCAGGACGAGUGGCCGAACAUGAGAGCUCAGACUUUCACGAUCUUGCUGAAGAAGACGAGGCGGGGAACACAGAAGGUGAAGACUGUCCUAGCGGCCAUAAUGAAGAUCAGGACGACUUCCCAGAAGAGGCAGAUGCUGAGACGGAGGAACCCACCAGGGACGGCUCGUUGUCUCUCAAGCAAGAUCACGUGAGCAGCCGGAGGCAGCAGACAAGUCUGAGGGAUCAUACAAGCCUGAUCUAUGCAGAACAGAGCCACUUUCGCAGAACCUUGGCCCAAAAACUAAAUAUUCUCAAUAACAAUGUGAAAGCAUUAAAUAAAAAUGUAAAAUCCUUCCAGAAUUCGUUCAGCGAGAGCAUGGCCGUCCUGUCACAAAGCAUGCAGCAGCAGAACACCAUCCUGGACAAACUCUCCUCCAACCUGCUCUUGUUGGCCGAGCAGCAGCAACAACACAACAAGCAGUGUAUGAACGGCAUGCAGCAAGUCCUACACCAUCUCGAUGUUCACCAAGUAUCGCCUUCCCCCACACCCAGCGACAGUGCCAGCGACAGCUCCCCGCUGCCAGUAGAUGCCAGAAGAGGACCGCAUUGGAGACGGGUCCGAAGGCGCAGCAAAUCUCAGAUUUCUCCAGAACAUACACCCAAAAAGGGGCGUCGCUGAGUGACUGUCAUGGAACCGCUGUAGCAAUGUCUUUAGAAGACAAACAUAAAGUUCCAAAAUGCAGGUAGCUGGAUUUCCGUUCUGGAAGAUGAUUCCCUCGGAGAGUGAGAACUCGGGUCCCGGCUUCCUGAGCCUCCUUGUCACCAGCUGACCAUCCUGCUAGGACUGUGCUUCAGAAGAUACGGCUCUGCAUGCUGGACGGAAGAUCUCUGAUCUCCCAAUGACCUCUCCCUCCACAUUGUCUUCAUUCAAUUUUUAUCCAUCUUACCAAAGGGUAGAUAGUUGUAUAUAGCAUUGUAUAGAAUAAAUUUGCUGUAGAACAAUCCA
Messenger RNA from Rana temporaria (common frog), 1790 nucleotides. RefSeq lists its product as uncharacterized. Bases 147 to 1463 code for a protein of 438 amino acids. The record is from RefSeq and is a predicted model, not a curated record. Gene Ontology annotation, cellular component: nucleus. Gene Ontology annotation, biological process: regulation of transcription by RNA polymerase II. The transcript has 6 exons. Gene Ontology annotation, molecular function: RNA polymerase II cis-regulatory region sequence-specific DNA binding; DNA-binding transcription factor activity, RNA polymerase II-specific. NCBI's taxonomy places the organism in Eukaryota, Metazoa, Chordata, Amphibia, Anura, Ranidae.